Molecule: messenger RNA, 318 nt
Organism: Dermatophagoides farinae (American house dust mite)
Lineage: Eukaryota; Metazoa; Arthropoda; Arachnida; Sarcoptiformes; Pyroglyphidae
Source: RefSeq, a predicted model, not a curated record
GAUGGUGAUGGAUUGGAUGAAGAUUUAGAUGAUGAUGAGGAAGACGAAGAAGAAUUAGACGAUGACGAUGAUUAUGUUGAUCAACAUGAUGAUGGUGAUGAUAGUGGCCAUCUAGCUACAACAAAUGGUGGUGGAUAUAUUGCCUAUAUAACCGAUGAAUCCGAUGAACAAGUAUUGGAAAUUGAACCGAAUAAUAAUUAUCUCAACAUUGUUUAUCGUAAUUAUCAAUGUCAACGUUUUAUGAAAUAUAUUGAUCAUUCGAAUACUAGGGUACCAUUUCAACAGAUAACGAUUAUUUUUACUGAUCAUUGAAAUGAU